Molecule: messenger RNA, 1139 nt
Organism: Lynx canadensis (Canada lynx)
Lineage: Eukaryota; Metazoa; Chordata; Mammalia; Carnivora; Felidae
Gene: ATP6V0B
Product: ATPase H+ transporting V0 subunit b
Exons: 8
Coding region: 465-941 (158 amino acids)
Biological process (GO): proton transmembrane transport
Cellular component (GO): proton-transporting V-type ATPase, V0 domain
Molecular function (GO): proton-transporting ATPase activity, rotational mechanism
Source: RefSeq, a predicted model, not a curated record
CCGGGAAUGCUGGGCCCCUAUGCUGGCCCUGUGCCUGAGGCUCGAGGACUUGCCUCAUGCCUGUUGGGGCUUCUGACCCUGACAGAGGAGACCCAGAUCACCAGCUCCUUGAAGGAGGGGCGCAGGCGGUGGGAGGUAGGGGCCGCGAGAGCAGCCCCGGUCCCUCUCGGUCACUACCACCUCCUCCCCCCGUCUCACUGCUGCCGCCCCUCGCUUGCUCCUGAUGGGCCUGCUUGGGUCACGAGCCGACUGUUCCAGUUCCUCUUUUCCCGGUCGUUUUGCCCUCCCCCACCCACAGCUUGUUGGGUAAACAGCGGCUCAGACUGGGCUGGUGGAAUCUGGUGUUCUCGGCCAGAGCUUCUGCUCCCUUCUUUUCUCCAGAGUGUCCAGGAAUCUGCUACACCAUUUUUGACUUGGGUUUCCGCUUUGAUGUGGCAUGGUUCCUGACUGAGACUUCCCCCUUCAUGUGGUCAAACUUGGGCAUUGGUCUGGCUAUCUCCCUGUCUGUGGUUGGGGCAGCAUGGGGCAUCUAUAUUACUGGCUCUUCUAUCAUUGGGGGAGGGGUGAAGGCCCCCAGGAUCAAGACCAAGAACCUGGUCAGCAUCAUCUUCUGUGAGGCUGUGGCCAUCUAUGGCAUCAUCAUGGCAAUUGUGAUUAGCAACAUGGCUGAGCCUUUCAGUGCCACUGACCCCCAGGCCAUUGGACAUCGAAACUACCAUGCAGGCUACUCCAUGUUUGGGGCAGGCCUCACAGUGGGCCUGUCUAAUCUCUUCUGUGGAGUCUGCGUGGGCAUCGUGGGCAGUGGAGCUGCCCUGGCUGAUGCACAGAACCCCAGCCUCUUUGUAAAGAUUCUCAUCGUGGAGAUCUUUGGCAGUGCCAUUGGCCUCUUUGGGGUCAUUGUUGCAAUCCUUCAGACCUCGAGAGUGAAGAUGGGUGACUAGAUGAUCUGUAUGGGUGGGGCUGUGUCCCACUCUUAUUUAUUUGUGGUUUUCCUGGGACAGCUGGAGCUGUCAUCCUUGGCCUUUCAGGGGGCUUGUGUUCAAGAGCCCUCCCUGCACUCACUUGUUUGUCAACUCGGAAGCACUGCCUGGCUGGAGCCUCAGUGUGGGAAGUGGGUCACUGAUGACCGUGUGCAGCUG